AUGGGAUGUUGCUGGGGAAAUCGAAAGAAGGAGGUCGUGGGGAUUGCUGAUCAAAAAUGGGAAUAUAUCAAUCUCUGCGACUUCAAGAGUAGAGGAUGCGGUACCGUCUUCGCUUAUAUCUACCUCUGGCUCAUGCUUUUUGUCUCAGUUGCUGUCUACGCCGUCGACAGCUUUACUGCUGUCAACCUGCUCAUUUUCGAUCGCUGGUCUUCAAAGAUUGACCCUGCCAUUUCUUUUGAUGUCUCAAAAUGGAUCUUCUCCAUCUGUAUCAUUCUUUCAUUUGUCAACCUGGCCUAUGAGGGUGUCCGUGCCUUUCGAGUGAUUCGACGGGGCAAUGUAGCAGAAUCCUACCUUGACAGUUUAGCUGUCCGCUGGGAAUCAAUUCGUCUUGGUUCCCAAGGAUGGAAGAGGUUCUUAGUCUUUGCUGAGCUUACCAAAACUUGGAUCCGUGUCAUCAUCUGUUCAGGCCCUCGUCAAGUUCUCAAUGCCUUUACGCUCAAGUCAGUGUAUGAGGCACAAUUGACCCCAACCGCCGACAAUGUUGGCGACUCUAUUACCGGAUUCUUCGAGAAGAUCAAGAUUCUAGCCGAAGAAGAUUACCAACAGGCUGUGAUUCUCUCCGGCAUGUGUUUCACUGUCGUUAUUUGGGUUUUUUCCGCCCUGUUUCUCUUGGCUGCCGUUCUUUUCUGGGUCUUCUUCCUAUACCAUUGGAUCCCUGCUGCUGAUGGUGGUCUUUCUGGUUACUGUGAACGAAAGGUUACCAAGACUCUGAUGAAGAUUGUCACCAAGACGGUCAACAAAGCUCUGGCUAGAGAGGAAACCAACCGAAUGAAAGCUGAGAUUAAGGCUAGCAAAAAGGCUGGCGAGAAAUUCAAUAUUGAACGCGCUGCAACUCUUCCGACUUUGCCAAACGUAGGCCCGGUCGAAAAGAUGGGUCAGCAUCCUAUGCUCAACCGCAACGACACUAUGACGACUCUGCCACCUUAUACUUCACGUCCAGGAACACCAGGCGGUACGGACGUCCCUCCGGUUCCACAAGUGACUAUGCCGACCAGACAAAACACCACGGCAUCUAUCGCAAGCUUUGCAUCCCGGGCCACUUCUAGGUCAGGGGCUGGUUAUGGUCGACUUGCAUCCCCUGUGCCUGAGGUCCCUCCUCUAAACUACGGAGAGCAGCCUCUUUCACGGACUGAUACCAUGAACUCGCAAGGGAAUCAUGGCCAGUACCCGGCAAGCCAACCGAUGGCAGAUCCAGUGCAAUUCAUGCCAGGUCGAUACACAGAAAGCCCCGGCCCCAUGCAUUCUAAUAAUGCGCCAUUCUACCCCCCACCAGCACGCGCACCCAGUGCUCGUCCGAUGGAUACUUUUACACAACCCAUGGGUUCAUUUGCACCGUCGCAGGCACCUCCUCCUAGCUCGAGAGGAUAUCAAGCUUACAACCCUGGAGGACGCACUAGCACUGCGGCCUCUGUAAUCUCCCAGCAGAAUGGACCUGCGAUGCAACGUCAGUUCAACCCUCCCGUCCGUAGUGCUACAGGACCGAUGCCUCAACGAGACCCUCCUCGUAGAAACUUGACCAACCCUAUGCCGCCCCGUUCAGCAAGCGCUAGACCGGAUAGGGCCCCUCCUUACAACUAUGAUGUUGAAUCGCAGCGAGGAGGAUAUGGUUGGUAA
Fusarium poae is the source of this 1674-nucleotide messenger RNA. RefSeq lists its product as uncharacterized. Lineage: Eukaryota; Fungi; Ascomycota; Sordariomycetes; Hypocreales; Nectriaceae. The record is from RefSeq and is a predicted model, not a curated record. Gene Ontology annotation, biological process: potassium ion transmembrane transport. The transcript has 2 exons. Gene Ontology annotation, molecular function: potassium ion transmembrane transporter activity. Gene Ontology annotation, cellular component: plasma membrane. Bases 1 to 1674 code for a protein of 557 amino acids.